AUGUUGGAUAUUAGGACAGGAUAUCGAAGCUUGGACUCUCAAGGCGGGUGGUUGAGUGAUUGCGUUUCCGUGUUGCAAAUGUCAACAUCAGGUUUCCUUUCAGGUUUUCAGCGUCUUCCUAAACUCGUUGUUUUUGAUCUUGACUUCACGCUGUGGCCGUUAUGGUGUGACACCCAUGUAUCACCUCCAUUUGUGCGAAAAAAUAAUGUAGUAUAUGAUUCAUAUGAGAGUCGAGUUGAUGUCUAUCCAGAUUCGGAUAAAAUACUUCGUGUCAUCAAAGCGUCAACUACAAUGAAACUGGCUUGUGCUUCACGUACUGCUGCAAUCAGAGUGGCUGAACAACUCUUACAAAUUCUGGGCUGGUCAGAUCUAUUUGAUUAUAAGGCAAUAUAUCCUGGUUGCAAAAUUACCCAUUUUAAAAGAUUUCAUAAAUUGUCUGGUAUAGAGUAUGCAGAUAUGGUGUUUUUGAUGAUGAAGAACGUAAUAUCAACGAUAUCAGUCGAUUAG
Messenger RNA from Trichobilharzia regenti, 507 nucleotides. NCBI's taxonomy places the organism in Eukaryota, Metazoa, Platyhelminthes, Trematoda, Strigeidida, Schistosomatidae. The record is from the annotation of a GenBank genome assembly.